GAUACUUUAAUCAAUUCUUUGUUCGUUGCGUCCAUUGCCGACAUACCCAGUUAUUGAUUUGCUGUUCUGGAGCUUAGUCUGGUUCUUUUAGAUCUGGGUUUCAAAUUGAGCGCUAUUUAAAUCUUGAAUAUCUACUCAAUUAUCCAUUUUUGGCUGCGAAUGGAGAUUUCUAGUGGAGUUUGUUCUCCUAGAGUCAGGUCUGAUAGUUCGAAGAAAGAGGGAUCCGAGGAAACCCCUUUGCAAGGUUUAGAGAUGGAAUUGUCUUCUGAGGUCGGUCAUGAUUAUCAGACUCAACCAAUGAAUGCGUUGGAUAUCAUGAGAGAGACCGUGAGGAUUCUUAGGUUUAACUCUUGGGGUUUCAUGGGGAUAAUGACUUUCCUCAUUUGUCCUGUUUCUGCUGUACUGUUGCCUAAGAUUCUAGUAAAUGAGUCCGUUGUGACGAGACUGACUAUGAGACUUGUGUUGGUUGCUCAAACAAGUGGUUUCUCGCUGACACCUUUCAUCAAAGACUCUUGCCAUCGUUUUGCAGAGACGAUGGUUUCUUCGUUCAUGUGCUUCCCAUUGUAUAUCACACUGCUGUUAUCAUCAAAAGCUGCAGUAUUUUACACAGUAGAAUGUACGUACUUGAGGAAACUGUUUGAUGUAUCCAAGUUUUGGGCGGUCAUUGCUAAGUUUUGGAGGAGAAUAGUUUCGACAUACAUGUGGACUUGCUCAGCAAUAGCAGGUUGCGUCAUCUUGUUUGCUGUUAUUCUAGUAGCUUUGUGCAGUGCAUUUUCUGUUCUUGGGUUUUCAUCAGAGAUGGUUGUGUCUGCUGCAAUGGUGGUUGGGCUAGUUUUCUCAGUCAUAUUUGCCCAUGCAAUUAUCAUUUGCAAAGUUGCUCUUGUAAUAUCUGUGCUGGAGGAUGUUUCAGGAGCACAAGCGAUGUUGAGAUCUAGUGUUUUAAUCAAGGGUCAAAUUCAGGUAGGUCUUGUGAUAUUUCUUGUAUCUGCUAUAGGAAUGGCCUUUGUGGAGGGACUGUUUGAGCACAGGGUAAAGACAAUAAGCUAUGGUGAUGGAUCUUCCAGGACGUGGGAAGGACCACUCUUGGUUAUAAUGUAUUCCUUUGUUUUUCUUGUAGAAUCCAUGAUGAAUGCUGUUUUCUACUUCAAUUGUAAGUUUUCUUAUAAGGAGAUCUCAGAUGUUGAAGGUGACACAGUUUUGUACACCAGAAAUGUCACAUCUUCUGAAUCAAUGGGUAUUCAGUGAGAUAGCCAAUUUGAUUUUGUUUCAUUAAGUGAAUUAGUAAUGCAAAGAAGUGAGUGAACUGCAUGAGAUUGUUCAUGGCAAAUUUAUCAUCACAUAGUAGCCUUGCACUGAUGCUUCUUCAACCCAUUGAAUAUGGGGGCUAUACAAGAGCGGAUGAAUUUGAACGGCUUUCAAGUCUCAAAAACCUUUUGAGAUUUACUCAUUUGAGCAAGUGAAAGUCUCUUUCAGAUGAAGAGACACAUGAAAGCAGGGUGAGAUUGAUGGUUUCAUGUUUUGUAGUGUUUGAGGAAAAUCUGCUAUUUGUGUGGACAAAAUGGUAGAAAUUCUAAUUUGAAUCUUCUCCGUUCAUGUAAUCACGCAUUUGCUAAAGAGAAUUACACAAGAACGUGUUUUGAUUA
Neltuma alba is the source of this 1643-nucleotide messenger RNA. RefSeq lists its product as uncharacterized. The record is from RefSeq and is a predicted model, not a curated record. The transcript has a single exon. Bases 160 to 1245 code for a protein of 361 amino acids. NCBI's taxonomy places the organism in Eukaryota, Viridiplantae, Streptophyta, Magnoliopsida, Fabales, Fabaceae.